Amoebophrya sp. A120 is the source of this 1681-nucleotide messenger RNA. Lineage: Eukaryota; Dinophyceae; Syndiniales; Amoebophryaceae. The record is from the annotation of a GenBank genome assembly.
CUAAACCCAAGCCCAGACACUGCUAAGCUGAUUCCAUCAACUUGAUUCCGCUCUAAACGUGAUUCCACAAACGUGACUCCAACUUGAAAACGUGACCCCGCUUCCAACCUUUAGUAAUUUAGUAGACGCUUAUGCUGAAGAAAGUGCAGACUUCUAUUACUAUUUCAAGUUGCCCGAUUGUAGGAGGUAUGCAUGUAGUCGAGCGAACCGCGGAGGCGCUUCGGCGCCCCUUCUAUCCCAGCUGCAAAAAUAGGAAACGCAAACAAUAUACGAAAACCAGCACCGGACCGCUCAAAUAUAUGCUCCGAGGAAGUUGACACACAAAAGCGCAGUCGCGCUUCUUGAUCUUGACCGCGUCGGUUUUGUUUUCCAAGGAAGAGGAACCAAGAAGACGAAGAGGAAGAAGCCUUCUGCAAAAAGGAAUUUAGAAGCACGCCAACAAAUCGCCGCAGAGACACGCAGCGCUACCACAUGAUGUGUAUCUCUACCUCUUUUUAUUUUUCGGAAUUGGUACCUAGACUGAGGCGUAGCCCGUUCUGUUUGGUCUGGUGGAUGUUCGCGCGCGUCAGCGGUCUCGACGCAUCGGCUCGCUGGACAUAUUGAGUGGCCCACACGCUGGAGCAGUGAGUCGGCUCAGACACUGAGACGCAGCUGCAUGCUGCCAGGGAUGGCAUGUUGACAGUCGUCACGAUGGAAGACGCCGCUACUAGGCCACUUCGCUCUAUUCUCGUGGUUCUUUUUUCUGCCCACCAUGCGCCUGUGCCUCUUCUCUCGUGAGCCGGGCUUCCUGGCCUCCAUCGCGGCGUCAGGCUUUCGCACGGUUUUAGUCUUGCCGCGGCGCGCGUGCAGGUGCUGUCGCGGCAACAUACCGCCGCCCUUCCAAGGGUAUAAUCUAGCGCAAACCUCAAGAGCCAAAGCAAGGCUAUCUAUCUAUGCUAUGCUCUAUGGGUGAGGCCCACUGCCCGCCCCGCCACCUCUGAAGGGCGCGCGCGUUGUGUGUCAGCGUUUUCGUCAGCACCUGCUGCGCAAUCGCGAUAAUUUGGCAGCAACUCCUCGCACGGCCAUGGUAUUGGGUUUUCAUUUUUUGUAGUUACCUUCUGAGAAUUGCACCACAGUAUGUGGGAGGCUUUUACCGCUCACCUUGAGAAGCGCACACGUCAUUCAUUUUUUGUAGUUUCCAGUCUAAGAAAGUAGUAGAAAGAAGUAUUUAGUGCGAAGCUUCAAGAGCAAGCCCAAUACUCAACAAAAAACAAAAACGGCCCAGCGCAGCAAGAUAUUUGGGCAAGCGAGAAGUGAUUGCUUCUUCGAUCAUUUUGACUUUUGUGGAUGUCCAAGCAGUGCCAAUGAAUUGCACAUAAAAUUAAUGUCAGCCGCCACGCGUUGGAGUUCUACUUCUAUAUGUGUGCGGCGGAGACCAAGAGUGUGCCUAUAAUAAUCGCUAAACAAAGGGCCACACAGCAGUCCGCUCAAGGGCACACUGCCAACGAGGACAACAGCAACAGCAACAGCAACAAUGUCCCUCAUGUUAAUAUAUCUCAAAAGCGUAGCCAGAGCUAAGACUCUGCUCUACCUAAAGGGGUUGGCAGUACUAUUGGUUGCGUAAAGAUACACCGUGUACGCAAUUAUAAUAGUAAAUACAUAUAGUUUUGUCCUUCUUGGUUUGCGCGCGACACGAUGAUCA